AUGGCGGCCGGCUCAGAUACCCGCACAAAGCGACUGACCCCCAGCGAGUGGGCAAUUGCCUUUCAAGCAAGCUUUGAGGCCAUAUGCAGGCGAUUCUGGGCAAGCAUGGAGGCCAGACACCAGCCCCAAAAGCCACCAACGGGCAGCACUACAGCUAACACACCCACAGCACGACAACCAGACGGUGCUUCUCACCCUAAAAGGCAACAGACCAGGGCGCAGCUGAAGGUGCCCCAACCGAGCAAGGUACACAACAAACCUCUACAGCACCAAAUGACUAGUCCACCUGGGACUAGAGCUACACGGGGCGCGACCCCUACACGCCACCCAGGCCGGCGAAAGAAAACAAAGCACCGGCUGAAACACCGGAGUGAGACCCUAUGUAGCCACACACCAAAUCACAAGCCUCAGCCACACAAGCGGAAAGCUACAGGGGACAAAUGUCGCACCCGGCUUUCAACUAACGGCGCUCACCGCGUCAAUCCCUCCUGGAAGACCACAAGACCUCAAGCACACAGCCAGGGAGCAGCAGCUCCCCAACAACCUCAAGGUGGGAGAAGCACCUCACCUCCACAGCGCUACGCUGCACCUAAAAACGGACUCUGUCCACGAGCAUACAGUGACCACCGCAGGGGCAUUGGCUGA
Pelobates cultripes (western spadefoot toad) is the source of this 645-nucleotide messenger RNA. The record is from the annotation of a GenBank genome assembly. Lineage: Eukaryota; Metazoa; Chordata; Amphibia; Anura; Pelobatidae.